Diutina rugosa is the source of this 765-nucleotide messenger RNA. RefSeq lists its product as uncharacterized. The coding region runs from base 1 to 765 and encodes 254 amino acids. The transcript has a single exon. The record is from RefSeq and is a predicted model, not a curated record. Lineage: Eukaryota; Fungi; Ascomycota; Pichiomycetes; Serinales; Debaryomycetaceae.
AUGGUUGAGGCAAUUAUGGGAAGAAACUCGUUUGUUACUUUGAAAAAUACUCAGCGUCAUGAACUCUUUCUUUCUAUUAUCGCUCAAAAAAACCCUGCCACCCAUAGCGAAGCCAUAUCCCAAUUGACGUAUUUCUGGGGUCAUCAUCCAAAUGAUAUCAUACGUUUUGUGAAGAGUCAAUCAAAAAAACCCAACAAUUGUAUCCUUGACGAAGCAGUACUUGCAAUGAUAGACUUUCACCAUCCUCGACUUAGCUACAGCAAAUAUCGCUGCACCCGGUUGUCACUCGCUUGUGUUGAAGGUGCACCAUCAAGUGCCGUAACGUGGUUACAGGCACGAAAGAUACAUACUCGGCAUUACGACGAGAUAUAUGGGGUGUUGACUUCUGUUGAUGUUAUGAAGUUGACGAUGCCAAGUGAUGAUGAGGACGAUGAGGCUUCCAUUGAAGUAUCUGCGAACGAGACUUCUUCCGUCAACCUUUCCGAUUCUCCGGUGAAUACUGUGGAAGAUCCCGUUGAAGUCUCCUCGUGUGAUGAAUCAAGUAUCCCUUCUGACCAACACGGCCUAACUACGGCAAAAAAGAGACGGACCUCGUCGCUGGACGAUGAAGACUACCCUGCUCAGCCCCAAACCAAGCGUUCUAUCAUAAACGUUACACAUGCUAUUCCAAAGAUGUUUCAUUUUGAAAAUUGCCCUGUGACUAUCAACAUCCUUAGAGGUAGCCAGCAAUCUGACGAUGAGGAACUGGAUGCGGAAGAAGCGUGA